GGAAAAUUAAGAUGAUAAGUGAACGUUGAAUAUACAUAAUGUAGUUCAUAUAUCACCUGGGUGCUGAUGAAUUAGGCCUAUAUUGAGUGAAGAGUUCCAUACACCAUGGCGCAAGAAAAUACUGGCGAGCGGGCAAAGCUCUUAGCUAUUCUCCCCUUUCCGGAGCCAGACGGGUUCAUUUCUCGCAUCGAGAGUAGACACCCGUGGCUGAAAGUUGUCUGGGUGCAUCAAUCCUAUGGGAUCACGACUUGGGAUGCAAACGAAAAGAUUGACGAAGGAUUGUUUAAAGAUGCCACAAUACUCACAACAUUAUCUGCCAUACCAAAACCACACCUAGCCCCCGCGCUGAAAUUCAUCCAACUAUUGCCAGCCGGAGUCGACCAUCUUCUCGCCGAGCCUAUCUUCCAAAAAGAAGACGUUCAAAUCGCGACCACUUCCGGUAUUCACGCACCGCAAAUUGCAGAAUGGGUUAUCUUGCAGAUCCUUGCCUUCGCUCACCACUUCCGCUACUUGAGUGCACGACAAGAUGAGGGCCGUUGGGUAUCUCACGGUGAACUAAAAAGUACUGCGGGCCCUGUAAGAGACAUGACUAGCAACCGGGUGGGGAUCUUGGGAUAUGGGAGUAUUGGAAGACAGAUAGCUCGUGUCUGUCAUAGCAUGGGUGCUCAAAUACUCGCUUUUACGGCGUCCCCGCGGCCGACUCCAGAGAGCAGAUACGAUUCUGGUUUCUGUUUACCGGGAACGGGGGAUCAAGAAGGUCGAUUGCCGGUUGCGUGGUUUGACGGUCUUGAUAAAGCUUCUAUUCACAACUUCCUUCGCCAGGAUUUAGACGUGUUAGUAGCAUGUCUGCCAUUAACAGAGAAAUCUAGGCAUUUAAUCGGCGAAGAGGAGUUAGAAGUUCUCGGUGAACGCGGUAGCAAUGGUUUAGGGUCGGGAACACUUCUGAUUAAUGUUGCGCGGGGCCAGAUUAUUGACCAAGCGGCGUUGAUCGAGAGCCUGAAGAAGCCGGUAGUUUCUGGUGGACUGCGGGGUGCUGCAUUGGAUGUGACGGACCCAGAACCGCUACCAAGGGGUAACGAGCUCUGGUCUCUCCCUAAUGUGGUCGUUAAUCCCCACGUAAGCGGGUUGACCGAUCAGCAUGAGAAACGCUAUUUAGCUGUACUAGAGAAGAAUUUAGCACGAUGGGAAAAGGGUGAGCCGCUACUAAAUUUGGUGAAUAAAAAGAAGGGCUAUUGAAAUGUACCUAGGUACCUAGAAUAUGUAUUAAACCUGCUGUAAACAUGAAUUUAUGGAUUUGGAGAACGC
Messenger RNA from Hypoxylon trugodes, 1305 nucleotides. RefSeq lists its product as uncharacterized. Lineage: Eukaryota; Fungi; Ascomycota; Sordariomycetes; Xylariales; Hypoxylaceae. The transcript is spliced from 2 exons. The record is from RefSeq and is a predicted model, not a curated record. The coding region runs from base 106 to 1236 and encodes 376 amino acids. Gene Ontology annotation, molecular function: NAD binding.